GCAUAUGAAUCCCCUUUUAUUUUAGCCUCUAGCCAAGUAGCCAACCCUCUUACUUCCCUUUCAAAAACCACGGCCAGCACAAACAUUACCUACAGAGAGCCAGCUAGCUUUCCAUAGAUCGAUCAUGGGUUCUACAGCCAGCGUGGUUCCCAGAAUCCCGGUCAUCAGCCUACGUGGAGACGCGCUGACGGAGCAAGGUGCUGACUGGACAUCAGCCUGCAGAGCCACGAGGCUGGCUCUGGAGGAGUACGGGUGGUUCGAGCUGGUGUACGACGUCGUCGAGCCGACGGAGGAGGUUCACGGCUCGGUCCACGGCGCCAUGGAAGAGCUGUUCAGCCUUCCUCGGGAGACCAAGAUGAGGAACAAGAGCCCCAGGCUGGCUCAAGGCUACUCCGGGAAGAACUCGGUGCUGCCGAAUUUCGAAGGGCUGGGGCUCGAUGGCGUGACCGACAAGGCAGCGUGUGAGGCGUUCACUAACCUUAUGUGGCCUCAAGGCAAUCCCCAUUUCAGUGAUGUGGUGCAUCGUUACGGGUUAAUGAUGGCGGAGGUACAGAAACUGGUGGUGAAGAUGGUGGUGGAAAGCUAUGGGAUAGGGAAGGAGAAGGAGGAGGCCGUGGCCAACUCCACCACCUAUCUCCUGCGACUUCUGAGGUACGAAAGAAGCCCAACGGUGGAGACCAAUAUUGGACUCAAGGCCCACAUCGACAAGUCCUUCAUCACCGUUCUCCAUCAGAACCACGUUCAUGGGCUUGAGGUCCGGUCCAGGGACGGUCAAUGGAUUCCUUACCGCCCUUCCUCACCCUCCUCCUUCGCCGUAUUAGCCGGCGAUAUCCUCAUGGCAUGGAGCAAUGACAGGAUCCAAUCGUGCUACCAUCGGUCGUUCAUCGACAGCGACGAGACGAGAUACGUUGUAGGGUUGUUUACAUUCGUGACGGGGAUUAUUGAAGCACCUGAGGAACUUGUCGAUGAAGAGCACCCGUUGCGGUACAAGCCAUUCCUCAAUCAGGACUUCCUCGACUUCUACGCCUCGAGUACAGUCCCUGAUAAGAAUGAGGCCAACAUGGUUAAACUCUACUGUGGGAUUUAA
Molecule: messenger RNA, 1087 nt
Organism: Linum tenue
Lineage: Eukaryota; Viridiplantae; Streptophyta; Magnoliopsida; Malpighiales; Linaceae
Source: the annotation of a GenBank genome assembly